Messenger RNA from Vairimorpha ceranae, 936 nucleotides. RefSeq lists its product as hypothetical. The transcript has a single exon. Bases 1 to 936 code for a protein of 311 amino acids. The record is from RefSeq and is a predicted model, not a curated record. NCBI's taxonomy places the organism in Eukaryota, Fungi, Microsporidia, Nosematidae.
AUGAUUAUAGACAUAUAUGCAAGACGAAGGCGUAGAAGAAGUGAAGGAUUUGAAAUAGUUCCUCGUGUACCAAAAUGUGUACCACUCAGAGAUAGCAAUAAUAGAUCAAGUUCAGAUUCAUCAUCUUCAAGUAGUACACAUCGACGAGAUAGAAGAAGAAGGAACAUACGUCCGUAUGUUGAAGAAAAUCUUCAGCUUAUUCAAGGACUUUUAUUACAAGUAAAUUUGAAUAUUGAUAAAUUUGCAAGAUGGUUUACAGAAGAAUUAAAGCAUAAAAUUAUUGCAGGUAUAGGAGCUAUAAACAAAACUAUCUCCGAGCGUCUUAGAAAUGAUAUAAAUGAACUUGAAAAAAGAAUAAUAAAAAUCCUAUGCAAUUAUAGUAAUGAAAUAGGAAGAGAGUUGGUAGAGCUUAUUAGUAAUACAAAUGCAGAUUUUCAAGAUGCUGUUUUACAGCUUUAUAAAAAAUCUAAUGCCUCAAUUGCUAAAGCCAUUACAGAUAUUGCAGAAAAAAAAAUGUUAUCUAAGACUCUUGUGGUUGAUACCUCAGCUGCUAUAGAUCUGAUAAAUAGUGGAUUGCGCGAUUUAAUUGGCGAAAUAGAGCGCUUGUUUAGACGAUUAACAGCUGCAGAAAAAGGGAUAGCCAAUAAAAUCAUUGAGGAUAAACUUCAUAACCAGCUAAAGGAAAUUGAAAAGUUGCUUAAUGAAUUUGAAAAAAGACUGGAAUCUUCUUUUAAAGAAAUUGGUUUGGAAACAGCUGCUAUUGUAUCUCUUAACAUAAAUAACUCGACUAGAAGAUUCAUCGGCUACAUUGACGAGCUCUUUAAAAAAUUGGGACAGAGCAUUAUUUGUGUUUUACAAGGUAAUAGUCAGGAAUUAAGACCACCAGUUAUAGUUAAUCCGUCAUUUCAUCAUAAUGAAUUAUUUACAAAAGAUUAA